Messenger RNA from Guillardia theta CCMP2712, 1725 nucleotides. RefSeq lists its product as hypothetical. NCBI's taxonomy places the organism in Eukaryota, Cryptophyceae, Pyrenomonadales, Geminigeraceae. Gene Ontology annotation, biological process: transmembrane transport; amino acid transport. The record is from RefSeq and is a predicted model, not a curated record. The coding region runs from base 1 to 1725 and encodes 574 amino acids. The transcript is spliced from 3 exons. Gene Ontology annotation, cellular component: membrane. Gene Ontology annotation, molecular function: amino acid transmembrane transporter activity.
AUGCUCGACCCUAUCGACCGGUCGACUCUCCACCAUCCCUCCCGGGGGACCCUUAACGAGAUCUACUCCACUGCGAUCUGCGGCAACGACCUGACCUCCUCUGUCCUCUACGUCAUUGGCGUCACCACCACCAUGGCUGGUCAGCUCGCCCCGAUCUGCCUGCUGAUUGUUGGCUUCGUCCUCUACCUCUUCAAGUCCGUUUAUGGCGAGGCUGGGACGGCUAUCCCACUCAACGGCGGAGCGUACAACCUCCUUCUGAACACAACCUCCAAGAACAUGGCAUCACUAGCCGCCUGCCUCACCAUCCUCUCCUACAUCGCCACGGCGGUGGUGAGUGCGACUGAGUGCAUGACGUACGCUGCCAACUUGUGCCCCUGGAUCGACAUCUACUGGGGCACUAUCCUCCUUCUUGGCUUCUUCUGCUUCCUCUCGGUCAUGGGGAUCACCGAGUCGGCGGUGGUGGCCGUUGGGAUCUUUAUCGUGCACAUGGGGUCGAUGGUGUUUCUUAUCUUCGUGGGAACCCUCUACACCUUCCAGAACCCUUCGAUCCUUGCGAACAACCUGAAGGAGCCUCUCAAGUACGACUGGCCACUCUCGAUCCUCUUCGGGUUCUGCACGGCCAUGCUGGGAGUGACGGGCUUCGAGACGUCGGCGAACUACAUUGAGGAGCAGCAGCGGGGAGUGUUUCCCAAGACGCUCUUCAACACCUGGUUCAUCGUCUUCUGCCUUAACCCUGUCCUGUCCAUUAUCUGCCUUGGCGUCCUCGACCUCCCCACCCUCGAGGCCCAUCACAGAGACGUGCUUGCCAAGACGGCCUACGACGCCGGAGGGAAGUACUUCGGACUGUGGAUCAGUGCUGACGCGGCCCUUGUGCUUGCUGGGGCUGUGCUGACUGCCUACGUCGGGGUGACUGGGCUGGUGAGGAGGCUGGCACUUGAUCGCUGCAUGCCGCAGCUGCUGCUGGCGGAGAACCGGUUCAGGAGGACGAACCAUCUGAUCCCUAUCUCCUUCUUCAUCCUCUGCUCCUCCCUCUUCAUCCUGCUGCAGGGCAGAGUGCGUUCGCUUGCCAACGUGUACACGCUGUCGUUCUUGUGCGUGAUGACGCUGUUCGCGGUCGGGAACAUGAUGCUCAAGUACAAGAGAGGAAGGAUAAGGAGACCGAUCCGCGCCUCGUGGUCGACCAACUUCGCAGCGCUGGCGGCUGUUGUCAUUGCGCUCAUCGGCAACGUUAUGCUUGCUCCUGGACAUCUCAUCUACUUCUUCAUCUACUUCAUCGUGGUCGCCGGCAUCACCUGGGCGAUGUUCGAGCGUAUCAGACACCUGCAGGAUCGGUUUGCGGGCGUCACUCAGCUGGCCAUGGACAAGAUCAGGUCGCAGAAGGUGGUGUUCUUCGCCAAGAACGACAACCUGGAGGUUCUCAACAAAGCUGUCAGCUAUGUCCAGCAGAACGAGCUCACCCGCUGGCUCAAGGUCGUCUAUGUGUACGAGGACCUUAACGAUCCCAUGAUCAAGGCCAUCGCCGAGAACCUCCGCGUUAUUGACCGCUGCUUCCCCAAGAUGGUGAUCGACCUCGUUCUCGUCCAGGGCACGUUCUCUCCCGAGGUCGUAGCACAGAUCUCCUCGAGGCUCGGCGUUCCGCGCAACUUUAUGUUCAUCGCCUGCCCCGGUGACAGGUUCCCCCAUGACAUCGGCGACUUCGGGGGAGUUCGGAUGAUCACGCACUAG